AAACGACGCAUGCGCAGCUUGUAGUCUGCUUCUCAGUGCCAUAGCAACCAGAGCAGAUAUCAAGCAUCAACAUGGCAAAAGCAACAACAGUGAAAGACGCACUGGCCAAAUGGGAGGAGAAGUCUGGAGAGAAAGGGAGCGAGGCCACGGCCAUAAAGCUUUACGCUCAGGUUCCUCCGAUAGAGAAAAUGGAUUCUGCGCUCUCCACGCUCACUAAAUGCGAAAAACUGUCACUGUCCACGAACUGCAUCGAGAAAAUAACCAAUCUGAACGGCAUGAAGAACUUGAGGAUAUUGUCAUUAGGAAGAAAUAACAUAAAGCUUCUUACUGGUCUGGAGGCGGUAGGGGACACACUAGAGGAGCUUUGGAUCUCUUAUAACUUGAUAGAGAAACUGAGGGGACUCCACCACAUGAAGAAACUCAAAGUCCUCUACAUCUCCAACAACCUGGUCAAAGAUUGGGGAGAGUUCAUGAAGCUGGCUGAAAUGCCGUGCCUCGUAGACCUGGUGUUUGUUGGAAAUCCUCUGGAGGAGAAGUAUUCAGCCGAGGGAACCUGGAUGGACGAAGCCUCUAAAAGACUCCCGAAUCUGAAGAAACUUGAUGGAACCCCGGUCAUCAAAGAGGAGGAGGAUGAAGCAGAGGGAGACAACUGAGGAUCCUGCUGAUCUGUCAGAAAUCAAACCUCCUCCCUGAGAGUCUUCCUUUUUAAAGUUUUGUACGGUUUGUUGUGGUGCUUUUCUCUGUAAGAGGGGAUUCUGAGCAGCUUAGACUGCACGUCCAAGCACAAAACAAGCACAGUGAACAUGAAUGUGUUGGAGUUA
Notolabrus celidotus (New Zealand spotty) is the source of this 821-nucleotide messenger RNA. RefSeq names its product dynein, axonemal, light chain 1 (gene dnal1). NCBI's taxonomy places the organism in Eukaryota, Metazoa, Chordata, Actinopteri, Labriformes, Labridae. Gene Ontology annotation, molecular function: protein kinase binding. Bases 72 to 653 code for a protein of 193 amino acids. The record is from RefSeq and is a predicted model, not a curated record. Gene Ontology annotation, cellular component: cytoplasm. The transcript has 8 exons.